Messenger RNA from Antechinus flavipes (yellow-footed antechinus), 945 nucleotides. RefSeq names its product olfactory receptor 1094-like. Gene Ontology annotation, biological process: sensory perception of smell; G protein-coupled receptor signaling pathway. Gene Ontology annotation, molecular function: G protein-coupled receptor activity; odorant binding; olfactory receptor activity. The record is from RefSeq and is a predicted model, not a curated record. Bases 1 to 945 code for a protein of 314 amino acids. The transcript has 2 exons. Gene Ontology annotation, cellular component: membrane. NCBI's taxonomy places the organism in Eukaryota, Metazoa, Chordata, Mammalia, Dasyuromorphia, Dasyuridae.
AUGUCUAAUCACACAGAAGUGACCAUAUUUAUUUUGAUGGGGUUUACAGAUCAUCUGGAAGUACAAAUCAUCCUUUUUUUGGUGUUCUUUGUAGUCUAUCUCUUUACACUUGUGGGAAAUCUGGGAUUGGUGGUGUUAGUUAUGAUGGAUUCCCGCCUCCAUACCCCUAUGUAUCAUUUCUUGAGUGUCUUAUCUUUCUUGGAUGCUUGCUAUUCCUCAGUAAUCACACCUAAGAUGUUAGUCAAUUUCUUAGUAAAGGAUAAAACCAUUUCCUUUUCAGGUUGUGUAGCUCAGAUGCUUAUCUCUGUAAGUUUUGGGACUACUGAGUGUUUCCUCUUGGCUGUCAUGGCAUAUGAUCGCUACAUUGCCAUCUGUAACCCUCUGCUCUAUACAGCCAUCAUGACUCCUCGAGUCUAUGUGCCUCUUAUCAUUGGCUCAUAUGUAGGGGGUGUGUCACAUGCCAUUUUACACACUGUGGCUACAUUUAGUUUAUCCUUUUGUGCAUCCAAUGUAAUUAAACAUAUCUUUUGUGACAUCCCUCCCCUCUUGGCCAUUUCCUGUUCUGACACUCAUGUCAAUGAACUGCUGCUUUUCAUCUUUGUGAGUUCAAUUGAAAUCUUCACCAUUCUGAUUGUCCUGGUUUCCUAUGGUUUCAUCUUGGCUGCCAUUAUGAGGAUCCACUCAGCUGAAGGGAGAAGGAAAGUCUUUUCUACUUGUGGUUCUCACCUGACAGGUGUUUCUAUCUACCAUGGGACAAUCCUCUUCAUGUACCUGAGACCCUCUUCCAGCUACUCUUUGGACUAUGACAUGGUGCUAUCUGUUUUUUAUACUAUUGUGAUACCUAUGUUGAAUCCUAUAAUCUAUAGUUUGAGGAAUAAGGAUGUGAAAGAGGCAGUUAAAAAAACUUUAGGGAAGAUAUAUAUUAGUGAUCCUGACACUCUCUAA